AUGAAACUCGCUGAUGCUGGUAACUACACAUGCGUUGCUUUCGAAGAUGGCCGGACUACGCAAUUGGUUGUCCCAGUCAAAGUAUUCCAGAGCCCCGAAAUUAUGAUUCUCCCCCGUGAAAACUUGGAAAUCGCGUACGGCUCAAAUCUCGUGCUGAAAUGUAUGGCGCUAGGACUUGGCCCUGACGGAAACCCGCCAAAACUGACGUGGAUUACUCCCGCUGGUUAUUCAGUUAACAAUACAUUUGGGAGACGAACAGAAGAAUAUUUGGCGGAGGAAAGUGAUGAAAGAAUUUAUCAGACUUCUGGCAUCGAGCGUGUCGGCUCCCGUAAUGGAAGCAAAUUGAAUGGUCAGAAGAAGUGUGAGUCAGAGGAGCUGAAAUCGGCAGAUAUCAAAUAUCUGCUUGCAUACUUCUAUCUAUCUAUCUAUCUAUCUAUCUAUCUAUCUAUCUAUCUAUCUAAUCACAAUCCCAGCAUGGCAUCUAUCUAUCUAUCUAUCUAUCUAUCUAUCUAUCUAUCUAUCUAUCUAUCUAUCUAUCUAAUGACAAUCCCAGCAUGGAUUAAUCUAUCUAUCUAUCUAUCUAUCUAUCUAUCUAUCUAUCUAUCUAUCUAUCUAUCAAAUCACAAUCCCAGCAUGCAUCUGUCUGUGUAUGUAAACACAAUACAAGCAUCUAUCUAUCUAUCUAUCUAUCUAUCUAUCUAUCUAUCUAUCUAUCUAAUGACAAUCCCAGCAUGGAUUAAUCUAUCUAUCUAUCUAUCUAUCUAUCUAUCUUAUGACAAUCCCAGCAUGGAUUAA
Messenger RNA from Acanthosepion pharaonis, 795 nucleotides. The record is from the annotation of a GenBank genome assembly. Lineage: Eukaryota; Metazoa; Mollusca; Cephalopoda; Sepiida; Sepiidae.